Molecule: messenger RNA, 1420 nt
Organism: Branchiostoma belcheri (Belcher's lancelet)
Lineage: Eukaryota; Metazoa; Chordata; Leptocardii; Amphioxiformes; Branchiostomatidae
Exons: 10
Coding region: 278-1357 (359 amino acids)
Source: RefSeq, a predicted model, not a curated record
UCUGAUGACGCACUUUGCCCCACAAGGAGACCCGCCUUAGCAGUGUGUAUUUUAGUUUCGCAACGUAACAAGAAUCCGAACAUAUUUUCUCCGUUUUGUGGACAAUUUUAGACGGAUUUUGACCGGAAUCGAGCCCUAGGAACUCCUGAAGCCAUCCUUGUAGAGUAGAACCGCAAGAAAAGCUGAAAGAAGUGCCCUGCAGUCUACAUAUUGAGCGAACCCUAACCAGUGAAAAACCAUGUAACAAAAACAGUACAACCUGACCUACCUGUCAAUCAUGUUGUUACCAUGGCAACACGGGUACCCGCGGGACGGCAUCAUGGUGCACUUCCACCACGGGAACCACUCGGACCCGUACAAGCCCAUCGGGAACGACAGCCUGGACGUGGCGUGUAAGGGAUGUUUCGAGCGGUUUGACACGACUGCGUGCGUCCGUAGCGGUCUCAUGACCCUGUUCGUGACGGUGACUGGGCUACUGUGUGCUGCCAAGUUAUGUCGCCUUCAUCAGAAGAACCAGAGAACAGUACAUCAGUACAUCAUAUUCUACACAGCUCUGGUGGAGUGUGUCUUAUGUGCAAUCCAUUGGAUCUAUGCCCAGUACACUCAGAUAGAGUUUGGGCUGCAGUACCUGAAACUGAUCCAGUUCUUGGUGGUCUGCCAUGUGUACUGUUGUCUCGCUGCAAGGGUUACCAGAAGAGAACAACUAUCCUCAAGAGUUGUAGGUCCCCUGUUUGUGCUGGCCUUUAUCUACUUCACAGUUAUUGCAGUCAUGGGGAUGCUGGAUGCCAGGUCCUCAUGGGUGGACUGUAGAGAACCAGAAUGGAUCCUGCUGUCCUCUAUGGAGUUCCUCCUGGUGCAGUUGUUUCUCAUCUCAGGGAUUUACAUCACAAAAAAACUCAACAAGAUCAGCACACAGGCCGAGACCAGGAGACAGCAGAAACGCGACCUCUGGGGGUUGAUUGGUGUUUUUGAGCUGUCUGCUACCAUCACACUGAUUUAUGAUAUCAACAUGUUGAUAUGGGCAGAUGAAGACAACGGUUGCAGCGGUGUCUUUCUGCAUGCCCAGUGGUUCUACUCCCUGAUCUAUGCCCUGUUGGAGCUGUUGAAGUUCAUGCUGCCCAUCUGGACCAUGCUGUGUGUGUUCCACCCUGUGGAGGCAGCGUCUACCGACUUCGACUCAAGCUGGGCUGAGGAUGGGACAUACACAUCAGUGUUCAGCCCCCAGCGUGGAAACCGUUACCGUCGACUGCAGAAUCCCACCAUGGCCAGCAGUCCCGCAACCCUGCACAACAGUCGCUCCUUCCCUGUCCUGCCUCCCAUACAUGAGGAGGAGACCAGCCCGCUUCCUUCUGUGUAGCAACCUUGCAGGGUUCUGAAUAUUAUCUGUGUUGGUAGUUACAUACAUGUUUAGAGUUAAAAG